GAUGAUUUUUUUAACAGAAGAAAGCAAGCUACCAAAAGCUAAUGUGCAUCCGCUCAAGAUUUAUAAUGUUUUGCUCACUUUGUUAAAUCUCUGAGUGUAGCUAACAUUUCACAGUUAUGACUUCAAUGUCAAUGCAUUUAACCUAGCUGGUCCUAUCAUUUCAGAAGAUACGUUAAGGCGGGGGCAUGCGCAGCUGGAGGUGGCAGUUCUCCAGGGUGAUGCGUCUGUGCCUGCGCUGGUGCCGGCUGUGCCCUAAGCGAGGGGGUCGACCCAGCAAGCCCCAGAGGAAGCUACGAGAGCUGUGGAGCUACUGGAAGCUGCUGCUCAACUCCCUCUACUUUAACAGCCUCACCAACUCUGACACCUACCUGGACUGUGUCUUUGAGCCCGUCUACUGGAUAGUGGACAAUGUGACUCGCUGGUUUGGGGUGGUGUUUGUGUGCCUGGUGAUUGCCCUCACCAGCUCUGUGCUAGUCAUUGUCUACCUGUGCCUGCUGCCUGUCAUCCUCAACACCUACCCACUGCAGUGGAUCGUCUGGCACCUCACUUACGGCCACUGGGUCCUCAUGAUGGUCCUCUUCCACUACUACAAGGCCACCACCACCUCCCCUGGACACCCACCACAGGUUAAAAGUGACUCACCGUCAGUGUCCAUCUGUAAAAAAUGCAUCGUCCCCAAACCAGCCAGAACUCACCACUGCAGCAUCUGCAAUACGUGUAUUCUGAAGAUGGAUCACCACUGUCCCUGGCUCAACAACUGUGUGGGCCACUUCAACCACCGCUACUUUUUCUCCUUCUGCCUCUACAUGACCAUGGGCUGCAUGUACUGCAGCGUCAGCUGCAAAGGCAUGUUCAUAGAGGCCUACAACGCUGUCGAGCGCUUCCACCGCAGUGUGGAUGGGGAGCCACAGGGGGAGCCAGCGAGAGGAGUAGGGGACAGACUGCUCCUCAGACUCCUUGAGCUCAUGACUGGCCAGAGCUACUAUCAGACACCACCACCACUAUUUUCCUUCAGAGAAAAGAUGGUCCACAAGAGUGUUAUUUUCAUUUGGGUGCUAACAAGUUCAGUGGCAGUAGCUCUGGGAGGUCUGACACUGUGGCAUGCUAUCCUCAUCACCCGAGGAGAGACCAGCGUGGAGAGACACAUCAACAAGAAAGAGAUCAGACGCUUAAAUGAGAAGGGAAAGGUGUUCCGAAAUCCAUACCAUUAUGGGAAAAUAAACAAUUGGAAAGUGUUGUUUGGUGUGGAGGAGACAAGUCACUGGUUGACCAGAGUCCUCCUGCCAUCUAGCCAUGCUCCCCAUGAAGAUGGACUGGUAUGGGAAUUCCCUAAGGCUCUCACCAGAAGAGACCCCAUGACCAUCUAACCUCACACUACUCACUGCUGCUGGCCAGUUUCUCAUCUCCACACUAUGGCCCAGAAUCACUACUGGCCCCUGGAUGGUGGGGUGAACAGAGGACUUAUCUUAGCCUCUGAGGAGUGGAUCAUUUGGGCUUGAUCGUGACCCGUAUGUCCAGGCACCUCUGGGUGUUUGGGGACCGUAAUCUGUACUCCGGUCACUGUCAUGUGAAGUGUCAUUUUCAACUGUCCUGUCUUGUGAACUGAUUUCAUGCUUUUUUUGUACUGGUAGGUAUGUUGUCCAAAGUUGACAAAGUGUGCGCUUUUUAAUUGUACUGAAGUCACACAAAAAGCAGUUUGGACUUUUUGGGUGCCAACAAAGAGCUUUUUUUACCAAGGACUAGGUUAGAGCUAGAUAACCACACGCCUUGGCCAUUGUCCAUCUAUGGGUGAGUACUCUGGAGAGUUUUUGACAGAAUUACAUAAACAAUUCAUAUUAUCAUUCAGGCUCUAGUUAGAUUAUGGUGCUCAUAUUACUAAGCAGUGCCCCAGUCAAUAUCCAGGGGAGACGUAAUACUAUGGGUGACCCUGUAAAACAACACAUUUUGCUGCACCUAUCUGGUGUAUGUGACAAAACAUCUACAUUUAUAUAGGCAUAUUAGGAAUUGUCAUAAGAUUGCUAUGUGCCUUGUGAAGUUAAAUCUUUAACAGGUGUUCAUAUUUGUUGAUUAUCAGGUACUAAUGCAAAGUACAGUUUAUUACUGGAAUAUAAUGUAAUUUGUAACAUUAUCCAUUAAUUAUUCUCGCCCACAUCACAUAUGGAAAUUGAUUUCCCCAGUAACCAACUUUAAGAUCACUUAACCUGAUUUUAACAUGGUUAUAAGUGCUUGGAUGCGUCAGACUUCCUCCCAGCUGGUCUCGUAUGUGGCCACCAUAGAAUUAUAAUUCCUAUAAUGGUCGGGGAAUAUUUAUAUAGUAGCCAGCCUGUAACAGCAGGGAGGGGCUACCUGGUUGCCACAGUGAAAUAAAUGACUCACUGUGAUAUGACCAAUAGGAGCUGUGCUCCAUUAUUGUACAUUGCACGUCUGUAUCAUUGCGUUUGAUAUUAGCUUGUAUUGUUUAAUAUUAUGAUAAAAUGUUUUUGGAGAUUUU
Coregonus clupeaformis (lake whitefish) is the source of this 2491-nucleotide messenger RNA. RefSeq names its product palmitoyltransferase ZDHHC16B-like. The record is from RefSeq and is a predicted model, not a curated record. Gene Ontology annotation, molecular function: palmitoyltransferase activity. The coding region runs from base 186 to 1367 and encodes 393 amino acids. NCBI's taxonomy places the organism in Eukaryota, Metazoa, Chordata, Actinopteri, Salmoniformes, Salmonidae. Gene Ontology annotation, biological process: protein palmitoylation. Gene Ontology annotation, cellular component: Golgi apparatus. The transcript has 11 exons.